AUGGGAGCUGGGAGGCCGGCAGUGCCGCGAAAGGGACGACAGCAAGGGGGCCGCGCAGUGGCGGCGCGAGAGAGGGCAGGUGGCGUGGGCGCAAGCAGCUCCCAUCGUGUGAAUCUGGGCGUUCGUUCACAUGCACGAAUUGAGAAAAAGACGGCAUUGAGCAUGGUCUUUAGGUUUCCGGCCUGGAAUGUUGGGAGGCGGAGAGAGGCUUCUUACCGAAACAGGGACCCUGGGCAAUUUUACGGGGAUUAUUUAAAAAGUUUCUCAAACAGACCAAAGUCAUUAAAAAUACUCCUUAAUCCCCAAAGUCAUAAAAAAGAAGCUAUACAGAUCUAUUGUGAGAAGGUUGAACCUCUGUUGAAGCUUGCAGGAAUAAAGACUGAUGUAACAAUAACAGAAUAUGAAGGGCAUGCUCUGUCACUACUUGAGGAAUGCGAACUCCAGGGAUUUGAUGGUGUUGUCUGUGUUGGCGGAGAUGGAUCUGCUAGUGAAAUAGCCCAUGCUUUGCUCCUUAGAGCCCAGAAGAACGCCGGGAUGGAAACAGACCAAAUCCUGACUCCUGUCAGAGCACAGCUGCCACUCGGAUUAAUACCAGCAGGAAAAGAACGACAUGUGUGGGGUGUAUUUAAUUUGAGGACUUUAUGCCCAGUCAGGGCUUUUGCUAGCGAAUGGGAACAAGAACUAGACCCACUGCAUUCACUGAUUGAUAUUCAAUGUAAUGUUCAAGGGCAUGUACAACCAGUUGAUGUCUGCUCCUUCAGCACCCCUGGCAAGCUUCUUCGCUUUGGGUUUUCAGCCAUGUUUGGCUUUGGUGGAAGAACUUUGGCUCUGGCGGAAAAAAAUCGCUGGAUGUCUCCUAACCAACGCAGAGAUUAUGCUGUAAUUAAAACACUGGCAAAACUUAAGACAGAGGACUGUGAAAUAUCUUUUUUACCACUUAACAGCUCUCAGAAUGUACAAGAAGGGAGGGCACAGGGAUCUCUCAGAUCUGACUGCUUUGGUCAAUGGCAAAUGAUCCAAGGUCAGUUCUUGAAUGUCAGCAUUAUGGCAAUUCCUUGCCUGUGUUCGGUAGCACCGAGAGGCUUGGCACCUAAUACCAGAUUAAAUAAUGGAAGUAUGGCUCUUAUAAUUGCACGAAAUACUUCUCGGCCAGAAUUUAUAAAACACCUGAAAAGAUAUGCCAGUGUAAAAAAUCAGUUCAAUUUUCCAUUUGUUGAGACUUAUAUUGUUGAAGAAGUGAAAGUUCAUGCAAGGAAUAAUACCAGUGGAUACAAUCCAGAGGAGGUGGAUGAACCUCCUAAAACUACUUCAGGAUACAGCUGCCCUUGGAAUGUAGAUGGAGAUUUAAUGGAAGUUGCAUCAGAGGUCCAUGUUAGGUUGCAUCCAAAACUUAUCAGUCUUUAUGGAGAAAGCAUGGAAGAAAUUAAUGAUUCCAAAGUAACAUGUAAUUGUUUGUAAAAGAAAUAUAUAAAUAAGAAUUUUGAUAUGAAAGAAUAUGGUCAUGCUUUAAACAGAUAUCCUAAUAGAAAUAAUUCUCAACUUAUUUUUUCUUUUUAAAAUUAAAAUUGCUAUUUUUGAUGUUACUAAAAAUUAGCUUCUAGGGCUUUAAAAAUCAAGAUGAAAAAUAUGAAAUAUACCAAAAACAAUUCAAAUUCCAAAGGUAUUUAUUGGAAAUGAAAAUAAUCAUUUCAUGUACUUAAAAUUUAUUUACCCGUCAUCGUGAUAUAUCAAUAUUUAAUCUAGGUAAUUCCAAAGUGAAAUAAUUUGGGCUCUCUCAUUUUUCAGGAUUUGAGUCCAUGAAUUCUGAUGUUAAAUUUCCUGCAGCUUGGCACAAACAGGUCACAUUGAUUUUACUAAUGAGGUAACUAAUCCAGAGAGGUUAAAUUUUGAAAUCAAAUAGCAAUCUAGUGAUAUAACCAGAAAUACAACCACUUUUUCAAAAUCUCUCCAGUACCUGUAUAAACUUGCCGAAAAAGAAUAACCCAUCUUAAAAAGAUUAUGGUACUAAUUUUGUAAAGUGGUGGAGUUUUAAAAUUUAUCAUACAGGUAAUGAAAUUUAUUUCAAACUAUGCAAAAUAUCUUUCUAACUAGAGAAAAGUUAGCUGAUUGGUAGCUGUGUUCCUCUUGUACCUGAGAGGCAUGUGUUGGACAAACAUAGCAUUUUAAUACCUGAAAUAUAGUCAUUUCUGAAUAGGAAAGAACCAAAUUUAAAUUUCCUCAGAGACCAUCCUUGAGAAGGCAGUUCUAAAUUGGAGCUUGAUUUUUUUCAUCAAUGAUCCUAGACAUUCUCCUGAAGGAACUACUUGGUUUUUCUGAAUGAUAAAAGCUUAAAAAUAAAUUUAUUACUAUGGUACUCUGAAUUCAGGAGGCUAUGUGCUCGGGUUUCACUGCUGAAAUGCCUUCCCAAAUCUCCAUACAUUCCUCACUCUCCAGCCACCAAUUGCAGACUGUGGGCUUGUGAAUAGAUAACCUUCACGAAUCUGAGGAAGUGGAUGGCAGGGACUUCACAUAAAGAAAUAUUUUCAGUGACAUUAAAGACUGCCCUCUAAUUUUUCUAUUUGAUCACUUCCGAUUACUUUGGCCCUUAGCUGUCUUACACGGAUAAAGACUGAUCUGGAUGAAAUUACAUUCUAUAGCUAUCAGCAUCUAGAUCACAUGCAUGAAAAUAAAUAUUACAAAAAUGAUUGUAUUUGCAAAUGAAAAUGUAUUUAAAGAUAAAUUAUUUAAAACCUAGAAAGAAGCUAUUUCAUUUAAAAGUAGAACCUCAUACAAUAUAAACAAACUUCAAAAAAUAUUUUAGCCAUCAUAAACAUUUCAUGGAAAUUCUGAUGUCUCAUUUAUAUUCAUUUUCAGUUGUUUAUGAAUUGUUUCUUCAUUACCAUGCAGAAGAGAAUGCUUUUACAGACCUGAUUAAAACAUGGUUAAUACUUAUAUUUGAAAAAGAGUAACAAAAAGAGUAAUACUUGUGUAUUUGCUUAAUCUUGGAGAGUCAGUAUUUUAUACAGUACCCAAUAUACAUGAAACAUUGGCCCCCUAAUCAUUCUUUGCAUAGCUUUGAUUUUUUAAAAUCAUUUUGAGGUAAAGUUUUUGUUUCUUACAUACAUCAGUGUGUAUCAGAUAAAGUGCAACAUUCACAAUCUGUUGUUUCAGAAUAUAAAUUAGAAUACUUAAGUACUGGUUUUUAUAAACAAAAAAUUUGAUGGAAGAUAGUUUUUUAAAUUUACCCCUGGGUACUCUUGAUAAAGUUGUGUUAUAGGAGGACUAAUGGGUUUAUACCUAUGUAAACGCAUAUAUUCUUUUAAAGUUUUAUGUAUAUAUACAGAAAGAGGAAAAAAAUCCAUAACUGUAUAAACAAUUAUCCAGAAGUCAUUCCAUAAAGCUCAAACCAGUGUAUAAGUUCAGUCCCAAGCUUGCUCAUCAGGCCUACAGUAUUCAUAGCCUGCUGAAUCAAAGGGUUGUUGUAGCAAAGCCAAUUGGAAAUAUGUUAAGAAUCAAGGUCUUUAAAGAUAAAACGAUAGUGGUCCUCUUUCAUUCAUUAGAAAAUUUACAACAGUCGUUUGAAAAAUUCCACUAAAUAUUUUUAAAGAGGAUAUUUCAAACAUGUCUCAAAGUUGUACUUGAAAUGAAACACUGCAUUCACUGGGAUUUUACCAAGGUGAGCACACAUAGUAAAUAAUAUUUCUUUGAAAGCAAAGAUAUUUCAAGUCUAAGACUUCUCCAAUCAAGUUGUUUACUUCCUCAAUAUGAUUUAAUUCAGUUAUACUUUCACUUCAAGAUAUCUUCAAAGGUUUACAAUUGAAUGCUUUAGUGUUUUUUUUUGUUUGUUUUUGUUUUUGUUUUUUACCCAUUUAAGAGUUGGAAGAUUAUCUUUGAAUAUACUGAGUAUUACCUCUGCAGUUGUUUUCUUUCAGUGUAAUCAUUACUUGGAUUUUUCCCUUGCAUAAAUACAUAGUAUGUCAAAAGAUCAUGAGUAAAGUUAGUACAUGGAAGAAAUCUGAACAAAAUUCAUGUUUUCUUGUAAACAGUGUCUUAAAUUGUUUUUGAUAUAACCUGAGUCUGUUUUCUCAAUUUG
Molecule: messenger RNA, 4072 nt
Organism: Galeopterus variegatus (Sunda flying lemur)
Lineage: Eukaryota; Metazoa; Chordata; Mammalia; Dermoptera; Cynocephalidae
Gene: CERKL
Product: ceramide kinase-like
Exons: 13
Coding region: 1-1458 (485 amino acids)
Molecular function (GO): kinase activity
Source: RefSeq, a predicted model, not a curated record